AUGAAUGGAUCAUCAACAACAAAUGGUCCAACAAAUGAACAAUUAAUUGGAAAAUUUCAAGUAAUUAAUCUUGAUAAAUUACCAAUAAAUACUCCUAAUAACCAUGACGAUGUUAUUCCACAAAUAUCAACAAUACCUGAUGAAUCAGGAGGUCCAUCACGUUUUCAAAUGAUUCGUGUUGAUAGAAAUUUUGGACGUGGUCGAUGGAAAGUUAAUGAUUAUGAACCACCGGAAAAUAUUUCAAAUUCAAUAAUUCUACCAAUAAAUACAAUUGAAAAUGAAUCGAUUAAUAUUUCUAAUAAUUCAACAUUUGCAAAUCUACCAACAGCAACAAUACCUAAUAUAUCAUCUACUGUACCAACAGUUAUUACUGGAGAUUCAAAUGUAGUUUCAUCUGCUGCACUUGCUGCAACAGCUGCUUCAGCUGCUGCUGCUGCUGCAACUGCAUUUCAACAACAACAACAAAUGGCACUUAAAAAUGCACCGACUCUAGUACCAACAGCCAAUGUUCCACCUACAGCUGGACUUCUUCAUGCAUAUCCACCUGGACCAUUACCUAAUCAACCUUAUCUUUUACCAAAUCAUCCUCAAUUUGGUUAUUAUCCAUUUUAUCCAACACCUUAUUCACCAUAUGCAACUUCAUGGGCUGCUGCUGCAUUAGCUGCUUCAAAUCCUUUUUUACCACCUCCAACAUUAGGACCACCACAACCAACAACAUCUUCAUUACCACCUACAACAAAUAUCAAUGAUCCUAUUCGACUUCCAGAUACAGUUUCGGAUAUUAAUGGUGAAAAUACAGUGAUGUCUUCUAUUAACUUUCCAAAUGCAACAACUGAUCAUUUACAAAAUGCUCAAUUAGCAGCGGCUGCUGCUGCAGCAGCACCAUUUCUAUAUGCAGCUCAUCCUUCUCAUACACCAUUUGUUCCACAAGCAUCAUCAACAACAUCACCCUAUGCAACUAUACCAUCUUAUCAUCCAGUACCAUCAUUACCAACAAUUCUUCCACAAAAUCAAGCAUCUCAAACUUUUCCAAUUUCACAUAUGAUUUCAAUUAAUACAAAUGAUAUACAAUUAUCACAUCAACCACCUUUAUUUACAUCACCAAAAUAUGAUACAACAAAAAAUUUAAAUCAACAAUCAUCAACAACAAAACCAAAACCUUUAGUUACAACAGUAGUUAAUGGUAUUAAUAAUGAUUUAUCAAAAUCAACACAAAUUACAGAUUUAAUUUCAUCAUCACCAUUAUUAACAACAUCUGAUACAGUUCCACCAUCACUUAUAUCACCUAUAAAUAUAAAUGUAACAAAUCCAUCAACAACAACAUCAUUAGGUGAUAUAUGGACAUAUACAACAAGUGGUUCACCAUUAAAUUUAACUCAAACAGCACAAACAGCAGCUGUUACAGCAGCAGCUGCAAUGGGUUUAUUAAAUAAUGAAAAUAAUCAAAAUACGGAAAUAGCUAAUGAAAUUCUUAAAGAAUUAACAACACCAACAAAACAAAAUAAUACAACUGAUAUCGAUAAUAAGAUUUCGGCUGCUAUGGAUCUUGUUAAAAUGCAUUUACUAUCAGCUGUUCGUGAUGAAGUAACUGAAUUACGACAACAAAUUCGAAUACUUAAUGAAAGAAUAAAUAGUGCUGAACAUGAAAAUGCAUUUCUUCGUCAACAUGUACCCAGUGAAAUUUAUGCUCAAUAUAUUCCGACAUUUAUCGGUUUAUCUUCUUCAAAUGAGCCAAAUAAUUCAUCAACAACUACUUCAAUUCCUUUACAACCAUCUAGUCAACCGGUAUUAAUGAAUUCUUUAUCAUCCAAUACAUCAUCAUUAGUUCAACAACCAACUUCUUUGCCUACAAAUGUACAACAACCUCUCUCAACUACAAACCUUUCGUCAACGUGA
Rotaria sp. Silwood1 is the source of this 1896-nucleotide messenger RNA. Lineage: Eukaryota; Metazoa; Rotifera; Eurotatoria; Philodinida; Philodinidae. The record is from the annotation of a GenBank genome assembly.